Messenger RNA from Aquila chrysaetos chrysaetos, 2829 nucleotides. It is a transcript of the gene SLC18A1, whose product is annotated as solute carrier family 18 member A1. Gene Ontology annotation, biological process: transmembrane transport; xenobiotic transport; aminergic neurotransmitter loading into synaptic vesicle. The transcript has 16 exons. Lineage: Eukaryota; Metazoa; Chordata; Aves; Accipitriformes; Accipitridae. The coding region runs from base 794 to 2368 and encodes 524 amino acids. Gene Ontology annotation, molecular function: serotonin:sodium:chloride symporter activity; xenobiotic transmembrane transporter activity. Gene Ontology annotation, cellular component: synaptic vesicle membrane; terminal bouton. The record is from RefSeq and is a predicted model, not a curated record.
AGAGCGACUGGUGCGAUAUGCCUCUUUCACCAAAUUGUGUUCCCUGAGUUUUGGAGUUAACCAAAAAUCCCUGGGGUGUUGCAGGUCUCGUCGGUGAAAUCUGCCCGGUUUUACUCCAGGAUGUGUCACGUGGAGUCACAGUUGGAACAAGGGCAGCCGUACCAAGGACAAGCAGCAUUAGGCAGCAAGAGAACGGCCAUCAGUCACUGGAGAGUAUUCCAAGACCUAGACUAUUACGUAUUUUAUAAAUGCAUUUCCUAGGGCCAUUUAACGAUGCCAGCCUUGCCUCCCAGUGAUGAAUCCGUUCGCUGCCCCUCGUAACCACCCAUCGACGGGGCAAAGCAGGCUUCCCCCACAGAGCAGAGGGCUGUGCAGUCCCGGGGCGGCACGUUCGGUGUGCUCAGACCCAGGCAAGAGUUAAGGUGCUCGGAGAGAGAUAAACGUUGAUGAAAGCCUGGAGAGAGGGUGCCUCUGCUGCAGAUAAACAUUCCUGCCUCUCUCCUCCCAGUCCCCCUCAGCCCACCCCAUCGUCCUGCUCUGACGCAGAGGGAGCUGCAGGGCUGAAUGAAACUUGUUUGAGGUUCCAAUCAAAUCUCCAUGGAAGAGGGACACUCAUAUCCUCUUCUGAUAAAAGGUAAUCAUAAAUCCUCCGGGAGCAGCAGCUGCAGACCUCACCGCCUCCCGCAGCAGCAGUCGGCUCCUCGCACCAAGAUGGGCUCCAAGGUUAUAGGACACCUUCAGCCCUGAAGACCAGGAGCCAGCAGGACCCAGGCGGAGCUCCCGGCUCUCGGCCAUGCCUCCGGCUGCCGAACGCGUGCCCUGGCGCUGGCUGGCAGCCGGCAGAGCGUCGCGGAGGCUGGUGCUGGUGGUGGUGUUCGUCGCGCUGCUGCUGGACAACAUGCUGCUGACAGUCGUGGUACCGAUCAUCCCCACCUUCCUUUAUACAACAGAAUACGAAGGCACCAACGGCUCUGUUGCCCCAGCCCGGACUGAGCCGGCUCCUCCAGCCUUGAAGGCUCCUCUUUUCUCCUCCAUGUUCUCCUAUUUUGACAACACCACGGUGACUGUCUUGGGCUCCGCCAGCGCUGAGGAGCUGGUGAACGGGACGGAGAGCAGCCGCCUGCCGCAGCCCCCCACCAGCAGCCCACCAGUGCCGAGCGGCUGCCCGGAGGGCGAGGAGUUCCUCGCCAAGGAAAAUGUCCGCGUAGGUCUGCUGUUUGCCUCCAAGGCUCUCAUACAGCUGGUGGUCAACCCAUCCGUGGGUCUCCUGACCAACAGGAUAGGAUACCACAUCCCCAUGUUCAUCGGAUUCACCAUCAUGUUCCUCUCCACAGUCAUGUUUGCUUUCUCAGGCACCUACACCUUGCUGUUCAUCGCCCGAGCCCUCCAAGGCAUUGGGUCAUCGUUCUCAUCAGUCGCAGGCUUGGGCAUGCUGGCCAGCGUGUACACGGAUGACUUCGAGAGGGGCAACGCAAUGGGGAUCGCUCUCGGAGGCUUGGCUUUGGGUGUGCUGAUCGGGGCCCCCUUUGGGAGCGUGAUGUACGAAUUCGUGGGGAAAUCGUCUCCCUUCCUGGUCCUGGCAUUCCUCGCCCUCUUGGAUGGAGCUUUGCAGCUCUGCAUACUGCAGCCCUCUAAGAUCUCCCCGGAGAGCAGCAAAGGCACGCCGGUGUCCACCCUCCUGCGAGACCCCUACAUCCUGAUCGCUGCAGGAGCCCUCUGCUUCUCCAACAUGGGGGUGGCCAUGCUCGAGCCCACCUUGCCCAUCUGGAUGAUGCAAACCAUGUGCUCCCCGAAAUGGCAGCUAGGGAUGGCCUUCCUCCCUGCCAGUAUAUCCUACCUCAUCGGCACCAAUCUCUUCGGGAUUCUGGCUAACAAAAUGGGACGGUGGCUGUGCUCCCUGAUCGGCAUGGCUGUGGUGGGAGUUAGUCUCCUCUGUGUACCUCUGGCCAAAAACAUUUACGGGCUGAUUGGCCCAAAUGGUGGGCUUGGCUUUGCCAUAGGAAUGGUGGACUCCUCCAUGAUGCCUACCAUGGGUUACCUCGUGGAUCUUCGCCACACCUCUGUCUACGGCAAUGUCUAUGCCAUAGCUGACGUCGCCUUCUGCAUGGGCUUUGCGAUCGGUCCAUCCACAGGUGGUGCGAUUGUACGAGCUAUUGGGUUUCCCUGGCUAAUGAUCAUCAUUGGAGUUAUCAAUAUUGCUUACGCUCCUCUCUGUUGGUACCUGCGCAACCCUCCCGCUAAAGAGGAGAAGAUUGCAAUCUUAAGCCAGGAAUGCCCCAUGCAAGCCAAAAGCUACACCACUCAGAAAACCCUGCGCGAUUUCCCUCUCACAGAUGACAGUGAUGUGGAGGCAGAAAAUGAGGAAUAGCAAGUGCAAGGAUGCGUGCCCUGUUUUGAAGCUAAUAUUAUGCUUACAAAACAUGGACGUAUUAGCACCCAAGAAUAACCCAGCCUCCCCCAAGACUUGUGGACACAGGAUGGACACAGGCUGUAUUGCUGACCCGUUCUCUCGGCCAUGCAAUCCACAGCAGGGAGCAGAGACCCAGGAUUUAGAGGCUCUAUCCAUUUAGUUAAGCCACUCAUUUGCUGUGUGACUUCUAGGCAAGUUACCCAAACUCACUACAUCUCAUCUGUAGAAAAAAGGUACAAAGAUGAGGAGAAUCAUAUCAACCUUUCCUGCAGGACAAUAUUGUCUUGGGCACAGCCUCCUCAUGCAGUAGGGGAUAACACCAACAUCUCUCAGAUGAGUCCUGUGGCAUUUGUCAAUGUCUUUAAAGCGCUUACUGUUCUUGAAAGAAAAGCACUGGAGAAAAUGAAAACUAAAUCAGC